This is a messenger RNA of Leopardus geoffroyi (Geoffroy's cat), 4151 nucleotides long. RefSeq names its product potassium two pore domain channel subfamily K member 10 (gene KCNK10). NCBI's taxonomy places the organism in Eukaryota, Metazoa, Chordata, Mammalia, Carnivora, Felidae. Gene Ontology annotation, cellular component: membrane. Gene Ontology annotation, molecular function: potassium ion leak channel activity. The coding region runs from base 1459 to 2913 and encodes 484 amino acids. Gene Ontology annotation, biological process: stabilization of membrane potential; potassium ion transmembrane transport. The record is from RefSeq and is a predicted model, not a curated record. The transcript is spliced from 7 exons.
CCCGCCCUCCCACCCCCCUCAACCCUCAGUUUGUUCUCAGUUUUUAAGAGUCUCUUAUGUUUUGGGAGCCUGCACUUUAUUUGCAUCACUGUGGUGUCUUCAGAGGGGCUGAAGUAUGAGGUCCAAGCGUUCAGAGUCGCACCCGGGAGAGCGCCAUCUGGCUGCCGUGUGGAGGAUGGAUUUGAGGGGACAGGACCGGAGGCUUUCUAAGUGAUUCCGGUGAGAGAAGACAGAGCCUUGCCCUAAAGAGAGAGGCGAGGACAGAUGUGAGUCAAGGUGGCAGCAUGUUCUCGGCUCCCUCCUCCCUCCCCUCCCCUUUCUUUCAGCCUGGUUUCCUCUAGUCUUGGCUCUCUGUCUCUAAAGGUCCUCAGAAAUUUCCCCAUGCCUUUUUCUUCCAUCUGGAAAGAAAGCUUAGGUGUUUCGAGAGGGCUAGGAGAGAGAAAUAAUUAAACCCGAAGGGAGAGCCUUUGCUUUGGUGGCAUUUGGGGGACAGGGCUUGCUCAUUUAGUGUGUGUAGAUGGAGAGUCGCUGCAUUCUUACCAGGACCAGCUUGACCAGCUUUAAGGCACAGCCAUCAGAUGGAAGCUGGGAGAACGAGGUUUGGCUGUUGGGGCGUCUGGAGUCAGAGCAAACAUGCACGUCCUGUCUGCUCUUCUUAGAGGACGGCAGAGGUGAAAGCAGCCUCUGGGACAACUGCAGGCAGGUGGGGCUCCCCAUCACCCCUUCCCUCUUCCUGACACCCACCCUGUGCACUACCCCCAGGGAAGCCUUUUGAGGAUUCCAGACUGGGCUUCCACCUGGAGCCCUCCGGAAGCUCCGAGCUGUCCGUGCAGGUGGCCCUGGACCGAUUCCAGACCUGGGAGGGCUGGGAGGGGAGGGCAGGAGUUCUUUGCCUCUCGCCAGUGUGUUGCAAUCACUUGUACUUUGCCUGGGUCAAUAGGCAGAGUCACGUGACUGCGUGACAGCGGACCUCUGAAAUGGCCGCGUUCCACGUUUCCAAGAAACCCUGAAUCCUGCGGAUGCCAUUUGUUUCGAGCGGCCUGGAGGAGCGGAAGGCAUCCGGGGUUCGGUGUGUGAAGACGGAUCCAAGGAUGCCACUGCUCGGGGCAGGCUGGUCAGGGUCACCUGUCAGUGCCUCACCUGUCAAGAGGGGUAGAUAAUGACAGCUGUUCUCCACAGGAGGUUUUGUGACGACGAACUAGGUUCAUGCGUGGGUGAGACCCUCGUCAAUUUUCCCACCGACUCUGAAGGCAGGGAUGUAUCUUACUCAUUUCUGUGUCCUCAGGACCCAGCACAGUGCCCGGCUGACUCAAAUGUGUGUUGACUGAGUGCAAGAAUGGGUGAUGCGUGGCCGUUCCAGCAGCAGCACCCCCGGUGUGCCAGCCCAAGGGUGCCACUAGCGGGCACCACGCGGCCCCGCGCCUGUCCGUCUCCUCCCGAGCCACGGUGGUAGCCAGAAUGGAAGGCGCCCCCCAGGGGGGCCUGCAGACUGUCAUGAAGUGGAAAACGGUUGUUGCCAUCUUUGUGGUCGUGGUGGUCUACCUCGUCACGGGCGGUCUGGUCUUCCGGGCGCUGGAACAGCCCUUCGAGAGCAGCCAGAAGAAUACCAUCGCCUUGGAGAAGGCAGAAUUCCUACGGGAUCAUAUCUGCGUGAGCCCACAGGAGCUGGAGACGCUGAUCCAGCAUGCCCUUGACGCUGAUAAUGCAGGAGUAAGUCCAAUAGGAAACUCUUCCAACAACAGCAGUCACUGGGACCUUGGAAGUGCCUUUUUCUUUGCUGGAACUGUCAUCACCACCAUAGGGUAUGGGAAUAUUGCUCCGAGCACUGAAGGAGGCAAAAUCUUUUGUAUUUUAUAUGCCAUCUUUGGAAUUCCGCUUUUUGGUUUCUUAUUGGCUGGAAUUGGAGACCAACUGGGAACCAUCUUUGGGAAAAGCAUUGCAAGAGUGGAGAAGGUCUUUCGAAAAAAGCAAGUGAGCCAGACCAAGAUCCGGGUCAUCUCAACCAUCCUGUUCAUCUUGGCCGGCUGUAUUGUAUUUGUGACGAUCCCUGCUGUCAUUUUCAAAUAUAUCGAGGGGUGGACAGCCUUGGAGUCCAUUUACUUUGUGGUGGUCACUCUCACCACAGUAGGCUUUGGUGAUUUUGUGGCAGGGGGAAACGCUGGGAUCAAUUACCGGGAGUGGUAUAAGCCCCUAGUGUGGUUUUGGAUCCUUGUUGGCCUUGCCUACUUUGCAGCCGUCCUCAGUAUGAUCGGAGAUUGGCUACGGGUUCUAUCCAAAAAGACAAAAGAAGAGGUCGGUGAAAUCAAGGCCCACGCGGCCGAGUGGAAGGCCAACGUGACGGCCGAGUUCCGGGAGACACGGCGGCGGCUCAGCGUGGAGAUCCACGACAAGCUGCAGCGGGCGGCCACCAUCCGCAGCAUGGAGCGCCGGCGCCUGGGCCUGGACCAGAGGGCCCACUCGCUGGACAUGCUGUCCCCCGAGAAGCGCUCCGUCUUCGCCGCCCUGGACACGGGCCGCUUCAAGGCCUCAUCCCAGGAGAGCAUCAACAACCGGCCCAACAACCUGCGCCUGAAGGGGUCGGAGCAGCUCAACAAACACGGGCAGGGCGCCUCGGAAGACAACAUCAUCAACAAGUUCGGGUCCACCUCCAAGCUCACCAAGAGGAAAAACAAGGACCUCAAAAAGACCUUGCCCGAGGACGUCCACAAAAUCUACAAGACCUUCCGGAAUUACUCCCUGGACGAAGAGAAGAAGGAGGAGGAGACGGAGAAGAUGUGCAACUCGGACCACUCCAGCACGGCCAUGCUGACUGAGUGCAUCCAGCAGCAGGCCGGGAUGGAGAACGGGCUGGUCCCCACGGACACCAGAGACCGGGAACUCGAGAACAACGCAUUACUUGAAGAGAGAAACUAAACGCUGAGGACCUUGGACUUGACCAAGCGUCGUGUUUUUUAUAUUCACCCUGAGACACGUGCCUUAAACAGACUUCUCGUUAGUCCGAAAUUACAUAGCAUCGAAGAAUAUAUUUCACUGUGCCAUAAACGACUGAGAUGAGAAAGAUCGCUCUGCCAAAAGGAGUCAAAGAACAAGGUCUGCACUUCUGGCGGCGGCCGCAGGACACUGGAGGAGUGUUCGCACACGCAGGAGGUCGUGGCCGCAAAUGUUAAGGGCGUGUCUGGGACGGUGCUUGCACCCCUGUGUGGUGCCACCCCGGCCCCAGCAUGUAGAAAAGGGCAGCUAUUCCUUAGACCAGCCUUCUGAAAGGAACAGAUGUGUCUCCUAAGUGGAGUCGUCUCAUUUUCCGAACCUACUGUUAGAGAUACGUGCACACACAGAAGGGGACCAGAUGGGGGGUGAACGAGUACCUGCAGGGAGGGUCUGAGUUGGCAUUUUGGCAUGUUGCUCCGAGCUUGAGUUUUGAUACAAACCCUUCAGGGCGCACCUACUCUUUCUAGGCUCCAAAUGAGCGUCUGUGGGACCUGAGAGCACGUGGAAUUUGUUGUCAACAGAUCAGAGCACACGUAUUCAAAGGUGCAAUUGCUUUCCUCAUUACAAAAGAAAAAAAAAAUCACAAAUGCAUCACACUGUGGAAUACCACCUUAACCAAUGACAGAAGCCUACUGAACUUUGUGUUUUCGACGAACGAUGAAAAAAGUGAACCCGCGAGCAUCGGCGGACACUCGGCCUCAUUUGCUGCAUGGUUACGGGCACAUCAUGCAUUUUCCUCAGUGGGUGCAGUGGUGAAAAUAAACUGGUUCUGAAACGUUCACGUUCACUUUUCUAGUGGAACUUCGGUUAUAAGUCGUUUUGAUAAGAGGGGGAAAAAAUACCAAAACAAUUGCCUUGCAUGAUGCCAGUGGCUUGCUGUUCUGUCUAGCUGAUCCUAAUUUUUUUAUAAAAAUAGACAUCCUGCAUGUCUGAGACAUACCAAGGAGGACCAUGGCAUCAUUCCAUCUCAGGGCUUUUUGUCCCUUUGGGUGUCUUAAGGUAGACAUAGUGACGAGGUCCAGUCCUGCUAUCUCCAAACGAAAGAAAGAUUCCCCCAACAACUCUUGUACACGAAGAUUGAAUUGUUUUAAAAUUGCCUGCAGCUUAAGUGCCAUUAAUGCCAUUUACAAAUAAUGCUUAAAAGAAAUAUUUACAACAUUCCA